Theileria orientalis strain Shintoku is the source of this 1431-nucleotide messenger RNA. Its product is annotated as integral membrane protein. Gene Ontology annotation, biological process: transmembrane transport. Bases 1 to 1431 code for a protein of 476 amino acids. Lineage: Eukaryota; Apicomplexa; Aconoidasida; Piroplasmida; Theileriidae. Gene Ontology annotation, molecular function: transmembrane transporter activity. The transcript has a single exon. Gene Ontology annotation, cellular component: membrane. The record is from RefSeq and is a predicted model, not a curated record.
AUGGGAGCUCUUCCCUAUCUCGGAUUUAUUACUUCCUCGCCCUUUAUGUCUUACAUUAUUUUAAAUUUUAGCUCUAAGAAGGCCAUUAUUGUUUCCAUGUUUCUAAACAUGUCAUCUUUGGUUCUGGUUGCUUCGUCGGUUAACAAAUAUAUGUUUUUUGUUUCUAGGUUUUUAUGCGGCUUUACUCGGUCUCUGUUUAUCAUAUAUUACCCCUUAUGGGUUGACAUUUUUGCUCCUGAGCAUCACAGGAACUUAUGGAUGUCCAUUAUUCAGGGCGGUAUAGUCGUUGGCAUUACCAAGGGUUACAUUUUUACUUCGCUGUUCGGCCUUAUUGGGAGGCACGGGUGGCGAUACAGCAUUGUUACUCAGACUAUCUUUGAGCUUAUUUUAAUUUCUUUGUUUUUAAUGGUGCCCAAGGACUACAUCGAGUUCGACCCUUCGAGGGAGGACAUUGACCAGUUGGAGUUCUGCACGUGCCGCAACUUGGAGAAUAGCUUAUCGCUUACCAGUUUCGCCACGAAGCGUCUCUGCAGCAACAGCAUGGCCCUUCGGCCCUCGGCCACUUAUACGCCCUGUGACAAAUACUUGGUCAGGCACAAGACUCUCGAUUUGGUCUGCACUAGGAUGACUUCCAUUGCGAUAAGUACUGAGGCUCGCAGGUCCAGGAUUUACUCGAACUUUGAGCAUUCCAUGACUGACAAGGACAAGGAGAAGUGCCAGUGCUGUUUAAACAAGGUUAACAGGUUCAAUGGCGAAGUUAAUCCCAAGGAGAUGUCCACUCUCUCCAAGUUUGCUCUUCUUUGCAAGCAGAACGUCUUCAUGUUAACUUGCUUGGGCAUUUCAACCGUCUAUUUCGAGGUCACCGGGAUUCACUAUUGGAUGACCAAGAUUGGCGUCAGUCACCUCAACAUUAACGAAAAGGCUGUUCACUUGAUUUUUUCCAUUGAAACCAUCGCUGGCCCUGUUCUGGGUAUUGUCAGUGGUUCUUAUCUCAUAGAUCAACUCAUUUACCACUACCCCGAGUAUCCUUUACUCGUCGACUUAACCUUGUUCAUUUGGGGCUCCCUCACUUGCGUGGCAAGCGUAGUCUUACUUUUAAGGCAGAAUCCUUACACUUUUAUCAUUGGCAUUUUCAUCAUUCUCUUCUUCGGGGCUGCUCUGGUUCCAACUUUGACUUUAACUUCUGUGGCUUAUCUGCCUCAUAACUUGAAGCCUGCUGGCGCUUCCUUUUUUAUGUGCCAAUAUCAAAUUUUCGGCUUCAUGUUGGGGACUCUCGUUCCCGGUGUCGUGGUUGACAUUUUCAAGAGCUACACUACCUCUCUUUGUAUAAUAUACUUGUCAGGAUUCGUGGGCCUUGGAGCGAUGGUGGCCAUUAUAUCGAUAAAAUGGAACAGGAUUAAAAAAUCUAAGAUAAAAACAUCCGAAUUCUAA